This is a messenger RNA of Musa acuminata AAA Group (dessert banana), 1524 nucleotides long. RefSeq names its product myb-related protein 308-like. The record is from RefSeq and is a predicted model, not a curated record. The transcript is spliced from 3 exons. Lineage: Eukaryota; Viridiplantae; Streptophyta; Magnoliopsida; Zingiberales; Musaceae. Bases 374 to 1288 code for a protein of 304 amino acids.
UCUUCAAAGUAAAUAAUCUCAAGAAUGGGCAUAUAAAAUAGGCACAGCUUUACAUUAAAAUGCUUUGAACAAGUCUUACUAAAGUUUCAAAGAUUCCAGAGCAGUUACAUGUUUGAUACCAUUAAAAUGCUUGUCACAAGUCUUUGUAGAAUAAGGAUCACCACAGCUGUGUUUCUCACAAUGAUUGUUAAAUGAUUACAGACCUUCCAAGGCAUGCUUCAUAAACCAUUAUUGAAUCAGUGACCAAUCUUAGUAUUAGGCACAGCACAGAACAGUCUUUAUCAGUAAUUUUCCAUUCUGUGCCAAUUGUUUGACGGGCAACUCCCUUAUUAUAUUCUCCAAGCUGCCUUUAAGUUUCAGACAUCUCCCACCUAUGGCAUUGCAGAGGGAAGAAGCCAACGGCAGAGUCUUGCUGCAGUCUGGAGUCUCCAAAAGCCAGUCGAUUGUAAUGGGUUGCAAGAUGUGCGAGAAGUCGAAGGUGAACCAUAGGAAGGGUCUGUGGUCGCCGGAGGAGGACCAGAGACUGAGGGACUACAUCCUUGCGCAUGGCCAUGGUUGCUGGAGCUCAGUUCCUGUCAAAGCUGGUUUGCAACGGAAUGGAAAGAGCUGCAGAUUGAGGUGGAUCAAUUACCUGAGGCCGGGACUAAAGCGCAGUGCUUUUACUCAUGAGGAGGAGGCAAUGAUCAUGAAACUUCAUGCAAUCAUGGGCAACAAGUGGUCUCGAAUAGCGAUGCAUCUACCAGGAAGAACAGACAAUGAAGUAAAGAACCAUUGGAACACUCAUGUCAAGAAGAAGGCGAUAAAGAUUGAUGGAUCAGCUUCUCAUGACACCAUGGCAAAAUCUCUAGGCUCAGACGACCAAUCCCUGAGGAUGGAACAGUUCUUGGAUGAGAAUAAUAGCCAAAUCUUACUUUCAGAAACCUCAGCUUCGUUGGAAUCAUUUUCUCCAAUUCCAUGUCAGUCAAUACUGAAUGUUACCAAUCAUGCACAAUCUCAGAGAACCCCUCAACCUCCCCUCCCCAAAGUUCUAUUUGAAGAUUGGCUACCAAUGUUCAGCGACAAUGGUGGGGUGAAUCGCCGACAGGAAUCCACCUCGAAUUCUGAGGUUCUCAGUCCUCAAUUUCUGCAGCUUGACAUGAUAUCCACUGAUGACUUCCUUCAUGGAUUUGAAGCUAUAAGCAACUCUGGUGGAUUAAUUCAGCCGCACUAUGGGCCUGUAGAUCUUGUAUCAUCCAAUGAAACUUACGCCGGAUUCGAGUCGAACCACCACAUGUUUGUCGAUCUUUAAGUGAAGGUCAUACACGUUCAGAAAACUCAAGAAACAUUUCACAUUUGUUUGACAUUGAUGCAGCAAAAGGCAUUGGAACAUGUGGUCAAGUCUUUGUUCUUGUUCUUCUCUCAUUUGUUCUGUAGAUGAAUCUGAUGGCAUGCCCUGCUUUGUUCCCGUCUGAAAUCGAAAACUAGUCAAGUUGCUUUUUGUAUUUGGGGUAAGUAAUCGAGUUGGAUCAAGAAAUCAACAAAAGA